Molecule: messenger RNA, 627 nt
Organism: Gekko japonicus
Lineage: Eukaryota; Metazoa; Chordata; Lepidosauria; Squamata; Gekkonidae
Product: delta-type opioid receptor-like
Exons: 2
Coding region: 1-627 (208 amino acids)
Biological process (GO): G protein-coupled opioid receptor signaling pathway; neuropeptide signaling pathway
Cellular component (GO): neuron projection; membrane
Molecular function (GO): G protein-coupled enkephalin receptor activity; neuropeptide binding
Source: RefSeq, a predicted model, not a curated record
AUGGAGCUGUCCAUCCUCCCCAGUGCUGAAACCUACCCUGUCUACUUCUUCAACAGCACCUUGCAAGAUUUCAGCUCGAAUUCUCUCGUUAUUUCCAACGAUACAAGACCAUAUGCCAUGAAGAACACCAGUUCGAUCGUCAUAGCUAUUGCUAUCACAGCUCUGUAUUCGGUGGUAUGUGUGGUGGGGCUGUUGGGAAACAUCCUGGUAAUGUAUGGCAUUGUGAGGUACACCAAGAUGAAAACAGCCACUAACAUCUACAUCUUCAACCUGGCCCUGGCUGAUGCCUUGGCCACCAGCACACUGCCUUUUCAAAGUGCAAAAUACCUCAUGUCCACCUGGCCAUUUGGGGAGCUGCUCUGCAAGGUGGUCCUCUCAAUCGAUUACUAUAACAUGUUCACCAGUAUCUUUACCCUCACCAUGAUGAGUGUGGACCGGUACAUAGCUGUCUGCCAUCCAGUUAAAGCCUUGGAUUUCCGGACCCCAGCUAAAGCCAAGCUUAUCAACGUUUGCAUCUGGGUGCUCUCUUCAGUUAUUGGGGUACCCAUCAUGAUUAUGGCUGUCACCAAAUCAAAAGGCAAGUGGCUGUACCCACAUUCUAUGCUGUCCUCCUCUGUGGCAUCUUGA